Messenger RNA from Pseudo-nitzschia multistriata, 5985 nucleotides. Lineage: Eukaryota; Bacillariophyta; Bacillariophyceae; Bacillariales; Bacillariaceae. The record is from the annotation of a GenBank genome assembly.
UCGACACGGUGGUCCGCAAACUGUCACAAAUCUGAGAAAAAGUAAUCUGAUUUUAUUCAUUCGCAAUAGUGAACAACAACUGACGCUACGGGAGUUAAAUAGGCGGAGAACGCACUUUCGCUCCUGCCAAGAUUUGUGACACGGACAAAAUCUCAUUCGUGAAGUCAGAAAAAAGAUGGUUUGGAAUAACUUACCCCUCUUCAAUGGGAUCGUCCUUGCUCUAUAUGUUCUAUCCAUCCCAAAUGCUGCAAAUGGCAGGUUUAUGGACGCAAGGAAAGUACCUUUGAGUGCGUUAACCGCACCCGGCAAUUUCUAUUUUUUGGAGUUUCCUGUCAACGAAUACGAUUCGCAAUUGAAUCCAAUAUGUGCGGACGGAACUCCAUAUAGCUUCGCCUUUCGUCGGGGGACAGACGAACACGUCUCGAAACUUUUGAUCGAGUUUGAAGGUGGGUCUGCUUGCUGGGACGACAAUAUUGGUAGUUCUUGCUGUGAUGUUGCCGGGUCGACGGGACGAAGGCAUGUUCCAUGGCUUGAUUACAUGUCUUUCUUCAAAAGACAAGUACUGUUGGAGAAGACUUUUCCAGAAUUGGGAUCCUGCAAAGGGGUUCCUUCCGGUUUUGUCUCUGAAGGAGCUGAGUUUAUUCUUGCGGACAAUAAUGGAAUCAAUGGUUUUAUCGAUGGUGAUUUACCGAUUUCUCUUCGCCGUGAUGAAGGUUGGUGGGAUAGGCUCGGCGGCGAAGGGUCGGAUAUUCGUGACUGGAGUUACAUUUUGCUUCCGCACUGCUCCUUGGAUUGGCAUUUGGGGCACAAAAAGCAUCCCCAAUUAAUUGAAGGCUGCAGCGAUGAUCCGUCAAAAGUUGACGCGGUCUAUCACAGGGGAGGAACGAAUGUAGACGCAGUUAUGAAUUGGAUCCGUAAACAGUUUCCAGCUGGUCUAGAUGCCCUGGUGACCACUGCCGGUGGAAAAGUUGGUGGAUGCGAUGAUGAUAUGGAUGCAGCAACGCCAUCUAGCAUAGCCCCUGCAAUCAUGGCAUCGAAUCUAGCGAAGACGAAGACCAAGUCAUCACCGUCUCUCCCAUCCACACUGGUGGUAACAGAAGGAUCAAAGAUGUGGGAUCCCACACUACCAAGUCCUGAGAUUAUGACAGAUCGUUGGAAUACACAAGACUUGCCUUCGGGGGGUGGCUUUCCCGAAGCAAUGCAAUCUUUGGUUGAGUCGUCAACUGAAGACAUCCAAUAUAUCUGGAUGGCUUCCUAUGAAGGAACAGCCUCAGAUGAGGAGACGCUUUGGUUCAUGAAGCAGGCGAAUGAUCAUCCACAAAAGUUUCAUGUCUUUGAGCCAACUGCACCGGAAGCCUUUUUAGAAGGAAACCAGACGAAGUUGGACGGGAACGAGACGAUCCCUGAAUGGUGUCCCCUCUAUACAUUCCCGGACUAUGACGUGGAUGUUUCGGACUUCUUUUCCGAUGUAAUCAACCGUAUGUCUUGGUCUUCGCCAUCGUUACCAUAUACAGACACAGAGAGCACCGUUCCCAAAGUGUCUUCAUCUCUACCCGAUGUCGAGUUUGACAACUCACGUUCUCGAUUGAGUUUUUUCAGUAUUUUUGUCAUGCUGGGUGGCUUCGUUCUACUAGCUUGGGGAAUUUAUUAUGUUAUGAAACGUGACAGUGCACAAAAGGGGAAGAAAGCUCCACUAUCUCCUUCUGACCUUUGGUUUAUCGCUUUGACGAAAUAUCCUGUCACCUUUUUUAUUAUCUCACUCCUGAUACCCAUUACUCUGAGUGUUGUCGGAUUUUCAAACACUACUCCUAGUAUCAACAUGGAUUUUGACUCGUAUCUCCAGGUGGAUACUGAUCUAGAAAACGUCAAAAGGAACUUCGAUGUAGCCCGGGAGAAUCAGGAAGCUUCACUGGAGAUAGAACAGGCAAAUUGUAACUUAUACGGGAAAAACAUUUUGAUACGAAGGCUCUCGGAAGAAGAUGUUGGCAAUCGAAUCAGCGAGGCAGCUGUUCCAUUUAUUGAAGAUUCAAUAUUCGGCAGUCAAGCUUUGUUAGAUGAGUUAGGUCUUGAGUUUGAGAUCGAGCAGAACAUACCUUUCGAGACGCUUCCCCGCACCCACCGUGAACUCAGCUUGGCAAACUUAAACUAUUUUUCCGGAGGUCAGUAGAAUUCUGGAGGUGGAAAGAACAAGAAGGCUGGACAAUGCACAGCUAAUUAUCUGGCUUGCCCAUUUCACUGACGUAUUUUGAAUGAUUGAAUUUGUUGCUAUUACUUCUGCUUAGGUGAAUGGAUGUCAAUCAUGUACCAGAAUCGAGAAGGUGGUAAUGUUUUUGAGCCGGAUGUGCUCAAAGCAAUUCAUGAGUUUGAAUCUUCAAUCUAUGAUUUUCCUGGAUUUCAACAGUAUUGCUACGGGUUGAGCAGUUGCGUUCCAAUUGACUCCCUUAUUUCACGAUUCUUCAGGAACGGAGAAUUGGUUAGCAAUAUUGAAUCUGUUUUGAGAUCCUUUUUGACCGAUCGACCCGCUUUGUGGAAACUUGAUCAAUAUUUCGGGCCCGAAAAUUUAGCAAGUAACGUAACGAGAUCAUUCGUUUUUUUGAGAAAUGUUGGCGGAGAUCAAAGUGCCACUCAUCCAUGGCUGAGAUCAUUCUAUCGGGAUUUCCUUGCGAAACAUGACAGGAAAAGGACCUAUCCUGAAUUUGUGCAUACUUGGAACAACUUCAUCAUGAAAACGACUGAGGCUGACGAUGCCUUAUUUCACGACUCGUUAUGGGCGAUUGGCAGUCUUGUUUUUGUCGCCCUAAUGAUCCUCUAUAAAGUCCGAAGCCUCUUUGUUGUCUUUUUCUCAAUGUUGGGAAUGGUACUCGCUUUUUCUGUAUCUUAUUAUUGGCUUUCAGUACACUUUUUUGUCAAAGAUAUCACUUUAAUUUGGAUUGCUGGCCUUUUCGUCAUGCUAGGUAUAGCUGCUGAUGAUAUCUUCUUGAUGGUCGAUUCAUUUGACCACACGAAGAACGAGUUUGAUGAAGAAUUGAGCAAUCGUAUGACCGAAAUCAAUAGUGGUGACAGCGAUCCUGACGAUGAAAAAUUGAGGGAUGCUAAACUUCAAAUUCUUCGAAAGCGAAUAAUUGUAGCAUACCAUAAAGCAGGUAGUAUGAUGCUUGUUUCAAGCGUCACUACGUCGAUCUGCUUCUUCAGCAACGGUUUUGGAGUUUUGACUGUUAUACAGGAAUUCGGAAUUUUUAUGGGGUAAGCCUUUUUUCUAUUGGAAUUAAUCGUUAACCUCUCAUUCAAUGCCUUCCAACUAACCAAUUCUCCUCCUCUUUCAACAAAGGAUGGUUGUGCUAGUGAACUACUUGCACGUGAUGACAAUUUUACCAAGUUCAAUUCUUGUGAAUGAGAUCUAUGUUGCGUCAGAAGAGAAAAGAUUUCUGACAUGGUGUAAAUCUUUAUUCAUUGCAAAUAAACUUGGCAAUGAACAAAGAGAUGCCCAAUGCGCUGAUUACAACCACGUUGACGAUACUGAUACGGAAAAAUGUCUAGAAAACUAUGUCAAUGGCGGUAAGGAGGAGUCGAAAGGUAUCAUUGGUAAAACGUCCAAUUUGGAUCCUGCCGAACGGUAUUUGAUCGAAACAUAUGCACCUUUCGUCAACAAACGGGCGUACUAUAUUUUGGUGUCCACCGUUAUUUUGGUAAGCUCGCUCUUUUCAAUCAGUUCUUUUUGUCGUCACAAUUUUUCAAAUCUAUUUUAACGGGUUGUGCUCUUGAACUUUUUUAGGCGAUAAUUCUCGGUAUUUGUGGCGCCAUCAAUUUCGCUGUGAAUGAUGGAAGCAUUGUUUUAUACUCUCCCAAGUAUAACCUAGGUCGACUGGAAAAACUUGUGAAUAGUUACUACAGUGAAAGCGAGGAUGUCUACACAACAAUUGAAAAAGAUACCGCGCCGGCUACGUUUCCUCCGAACCCUGCGCCCACUCCCGUGCCAGCACCGACUACGCCCAUGCCCACCAAGAGUAGUGGGACUUCGGUCAUUACAGCAGUUGGAUUUUCUUCUCCCGAAGAAGCAGCAGAGACUUAUCCAGAUGAUCAUACAGUAGUAGAACCGUCGGACCUGGGGACGGAACCACCCGAAUCUCUAGAAAGUUCAAGUGCAAACCAAGGCUCAAAUACGAUUGAUAAUGAUUCAGAUGUCGCAGGUUCUGGAGUUAACAGUGGCUCAAAUCCAUACGUAGUGAGUGGUAGUGGUAAUGGGAUUGGUGGCAGUGGCAGUGGAAUUGAGACCGUCACAGGUACCGGUGGUAGUACCACUAGCAAUAUCGGUGGUGCAAUUUCGAAACCAGCUUCUCCAAUAUCGAAACCAUCUUCUACAACGGGCAUGAGGAGGAGAGAGACAAUCCAUGUCAAACUCAUUUGGGGCGUCGACGCUGAAGGAACAGACUCCAGCCUCUGGGUCACCAAUAAGCAAAAAAAAUCUACUAAUUUUGAACACGACCGGGCCCUUUUGGAUCUCGCGGAACCUAGCACUCAAGAAUGGUUACUGGAAGUUGUCAAAAUGGCCAAAAGUAAGCCGGAGCUUUUUGUCCGACAGGACAAAGUCACAUGGAUUGAGAGGCUCCGUGACUUUGCCGCUUAUGCUGGUGUUGAAUUCCCAAUUCCAAAGCAUUUGUUUACGACGUACGUCGAACUCCUGAAACUCCAGGACGAGGAAUCCCGAGAGAUGAUAGAGGAGGGAAUUGGUACCAGUGCACCUGGUCUUGCUGGAGACUUCACUUAUGCAAGCAUCACGAUGAGGGUGGAUUCUGUAGAAGUAGCAAAUACUGCUGAAGCCGCCGGAAGAAUGAUGAGUGAGGAUCUUUACAGAGUAUGGACUGAUUUUGCAACAGAAACUAAUGGGUUGUCACCUUCCGGCAUACCACGGGUUGUAGCGCAGUCCGCUAUCUUCCUCGAUGCCUACAGAGUAGAAGCGAUGUACAACUCGACCAUUUUCACGUGGUUUGUCGCUAAUGGACUGUGCUUGUUGGUAAUUGUCAUAUUCAUUCAAAAUCUUGCUCUUUCGUUCAUGGUGAUGGUAACAAUCACUCUCAUCCUACUGUGCUUAGGAGGAUUCCUUUUUGCAGUCUACCGCAUCCCCUUCGGUCCUGUUGAGGCAUUGGGUGUAUCCAUUUUCAUCGGACUCAGUGCCAACUAUUCGUAAGUAUCAUUCAUCUUAUGGACAGAGAGCUAACUUUUGCCUAUGAGAAAGGCGUCGUCAACUUACAACAAAAUUUAUUUUUUAAUUAUCAAUAUGUUGACAAAAGUCUCCAUGUGGUUCAUGCCUACCAUCACUCGAGAAGGAACAAUAGAGGUGAAAAAAUCAAGGAAGCUAUUUUUGCGGUAGGGUCACCAAUCAUCGCUAGUGCACUCUCGACGAUGGGUGCAAGCGCUUUUCUGUUCGGUUGUCGAACCUGGGUUUUUAUUGAACUAGGAAUUUUGAUCUGUUCUAUCACUGGUAUGGCGCUGCUGUAUACGAUGACAUUCUUGUUUUCAUGGUUGUCGAUUGCAGGACCACUUCCUGUUAAUGAAGACAGUCGCGAUCUUUCACAUCGAUGGGAUUUGAAAGUGAUGUGCUGGGAUACAUGCCGAGGAGACAAAAAAAUGAUACCAGAUCAAAGAGCUGAUGACGAUAAGAGCGUUUUUUCUAUUGAAGUCGUAGAAGAGCUAAAAGGUUCUCUAGUUUCAGGAAAGAUGGAUGCAACAGACUUGGACGCGGAAGCGAAGGAUGAUGAUAGCGACUAUUCCAUUGAAAUAAUUGAAGAUGGGGAUGGAGAUAUCCAGGAAUCCGAGAAGGAAGUCGAAGAACCAACGGUAGCAAUAGAGAAAAAAAACUCUCAGGAAACUGGAAGGGUAAAUUGAGAGAGAAGAGAAUUAGUAGGAGCCACGUCCAAUCGACAUCAACUAACAAAUGUAGCGAGGAGAUAAGUUUGAUAUCCUGAGAUUUUGGUUAAGUUAUAUUAU